GUGCUCCAGAAAGUGAGAGGUAAUAUAAUGUAGAGAACAUACAGAAGAGAUUCGGACGCAGCACUGAUCUUGAUAAAAUGAAAUCAGGGUCUGAAAGUGAUUCUUCAAAUGCAUCAAAGCAUUCUCACAAAAAACACAAAAUGUAUUUUCAGUCAUCAGAUGACCAACCUUUGAAACACAUGAAAUAUUCUAAAAAGUAUGAUAGUAAAGAUAGAAAGCAAAAAGCUUCAAAAUCAGAUAAAUAUGACAAAUAUCCUGAAACUUGUAGCCGAUCAAGCUCUACAAAUGUUUCAUCCAAUAAAAUAUAUGAUGAGGGUUCAAAAACGAAGUUAUCAAAAUUUUCAAAUGAUUCUUCAAGGUCACCCUCCCCUAUGAGAAAUCCAAAAAAUAAACAUCACUCAAAAUCACCAAUUUCAAGAAAAAAGGAUAGAAAUGCUCGUUCAAUUUCAAGAUCCCCAUCAUUCAAGAGGCAUUCUGAAUUCAGAAAGGAAUCAGUCUCUCCUAAGAAAGAUACUCAUAGAAAAAAACGUGGUUCUUCAAGGUCACCUUCGCUGCAAAAAAGGUCAAAACCCCGACAUGAUGAUCCACCCUCUCCUGAAAGAAAAACAAAAAGAAAAGGUCAUGUUCACUCUUCACCUGAAACAAGCUCAAAAUAUAGGCAAAAAAGAACUUCAUCUCCUUGGAAAGAACCAACAGAAAAAGAUUAUAUAAAAUCCGUUUCAUCCAAAAACUCAAAAAUGAGGCGUGAUAUUUUAGGAUCUCCUGGUCAUGACUCAGAAAAAUCGACAUCAAAGAAGACCCAUAGACAUCGCAGCCGUUCAAGGUCAUUAUCUUAUGAGCGAUCAGAAAAAAAGAUCUCUAAAAGAAAAUCCAGUAGUUCGAGUUCGCCUUCCCCAUCGAGAAAUGUUCAUAGAAAAAGUGACAGUCUUCAAACUUUGCCUGUUUCUAAAGUUCAAAAGCAACAUAAAAAGCAUCUUAAAGAUACGAACCAUUCUUAUUCAGAUUCUGAUGAAGAAUCUUAUAAUUGUUCAAGUUCUCAUAAGAAAAAUGCAGGCUCCAGCCAUUACAAGGAUUCAUAUCACUCAUCAGAACGCACAAUGAAUGGCUAUGAAGGUCGCCAAGAUGGCUUUGUCAAACACUGGAAAAAGAGAGCAAUGCAAGAAGAUUUCACUGAUAGGAGGCGUGAAGAAAGAAAAAAAAUUGGUGAAAAAGGAGUGCCUUCUGUAUGGGCUACUUCUCCGGAGAAAAUAUCUGAUACUGAUGAAAAUGACACAGAAGACUUAGAAUCCACAAAAGAAAAAACAAGUGGAAAAAAGAAACACAAGAAGAAGAAAAUGAAGAAAGAAAAGAAAAAGAAGAAAGAAAAAGCCAAAAAGAGGCGAAAGAAAAAGGAAGUGGAAACUUCAUCAAGUGAUGAGUCAGAUGAUGUAAAAGAAUUUGAGACUUGGGUUGAAAAGAAAAAAAAAGAUGAUGAAGAAGAAAUUCCUGGGCCAUUACCAAAAACACAUGUUCAGUUAUCUGCCAAAGACUAUGGCAAAGCUCUGCUACCAGGUGAAGGAGCAGCUAUGGCAGCAUAUGUUGCAGAAGGCAAAAGAAUACCUAGAAGAGGUGAAAUAGGAUUGACCAGUGACCAAAUCGAGGCAUUUGAAGCGGUUGGCUAUGUUAUGAGUGGAAGCAGACAUCGUCGAAUGGAAGCUGUUAGAUUGAGAAAAGAAAACCAGAUCUAUAGUGCUGAUGAAAAGAGAGCUCUGGCUAUGUUCAACAGAGAAGAGCGGCAAAAGAGGGAAACUAAGAUUCUGUCUCAGUUUAAAGAAAUGAUUAAAGCUGCUAAUACAUAAUUAUUUUACCUGAAUUGUAGAAUGCUUGUAAAUAGAAUUUAUAUCCAGAAAUGUUUUACAGCCUUUAGCAUCUUGUAAUAAAACAUUUUUUCUUUUUGAA
This is a messenger RNA of Uloborus diversus, 1938 nucleotides long. RefSeq names its product NKAP family protein CG6066-like. NCBI's taxonomy places the organism in Eukaryota, Metazoa, Arthropoda, Arachnida, Araneae, Uloboridae. The record is from RefSeq and is a predicted model, not a curated record. The transcript has 8 exons. Gene Ontology annotation, biological process: regulation of gene expression. Gene Ontology annotation, molecular function: chromatin binding. Bases 78 to 1838 code for a protein of 586 amino acids. Gene Ontology annotation, cellular component: nucleus.